AGGUGACUGUGUGGAAAGCAGAUUUCUCUUUAAUAAUUUGAAGAAACCGAAGUAGCCUAAUCCAAUGGAAAUGAAUUUUCCGUUCGGGACAACUUUUGCCGCAGGGCACCAGUUUACAACUGCCAAAUUUGCUCAGCAGGUUGGUACCACUGGAGGAGGACAGGUGGUAGGACUGUUGAGUUCAGACGAGCAAGGAGUAACGUACCUAAGGCCAGUCGACGCUGGUAACGGAGCGUUCACAAUAAGCCUUCCACAAGCUUCUGGGAACAACUCCCAACACAAUCAGCAACAAAUCAUGGCGCUGCCGAUCAACAUGGGUGGAUCUGGCAAACCGGGUGAGAUGACCCAGCAGCAACCUCUACAGAUUCAAGUGGUGAACCCGGCAGAUGGGUCAGGCGGGGAGAAGUACUCAAUUCCUCUCACUCUGGCUCAUUUUCCUCAAGGACAGGGAAUGGAAAACUUAGUCCUAGGUGUAAUCGACCCAAAUACACUCGCUGCGUCGGGAGGCAUAAAAAUGAUUACAUUGGCGUAUAGUCCAGCGCAAGGGGGAACAGAUGGAAUACAUUUACAGUUGCAACAAGCCGACGAGAAUGGAGAAGUACGCCAAGAUGGUGGUGAUCAACAAGAAGUUCAACAUCAACACCAGGAGGCGCAACAACAACAUAACAAUAACAACAGUAGCACACAGACCACGCAGGGAAUGCACUGCGAUGAAAUGGUGCUACCUGAUGUCAAGCCGAUGCUGAGCGAAGGCGAGGGGUCCAGUCAGGCGUACCCUGUCGCUGUGGUCGCUCAGAUUACUCCGGACAUGUUAGCUGUGCGACAGGAAGACAUGGAGGGCGACAAGAGCCAAAAAGAUAAGGACAAGGGAGGAAACGAUGAUGGGAAGGUGAUUACAGUCCAGGAUGUGAAUAGUGAGGCAUUCACAGCAUGGCAGUCCAAUGCGGCAAUGGCCGACUAUUUGCGGAAUAUUCAAUCUGCCAAUCAAAAUGCGCUUAACAUAUCUCACUUCCUUAAGUUCUCCGCAGAAACUAUCAAAAGGGAACAGGCCAUCGAAAGCAGUCCGCUGAGCACGGCCAAUGAGAGUGAAGAGGCUACAGUAGAUAUGCAGCAGACUGUCGCAGGGGAAGAGCAAGCCGACCCCAACAAUCCUGAGGGCGGUUCGGCUCCAAAGAAAAAGAAGAAGUACAAGAAGAAAGCGCCAAAGCCACGGCGACCAAGACCAGGUCAGGUACACAUUGCGACGGCUCUCGACGGAACGACUCUUUUCUGCUGUCCCGAGUGCAACAUGGCCUACCCAGACAAGGAACUGUUAGAACAGCAUCUAGUGGCACACAAGAUCGAGCGCAGAUUUAUUUGUGACAUUUGUGGAGCAGGACUGAAACGAAAGGAACAUUUAGAAAGGCACAAGUUGGGUCACAAUCCAGAGAGGCCGUACAUCUGUAGUGUAUGCUGUAAAGGCUUUAAGCGGAAAGAACACCUGAACCUGCACUUUGUAAUCCACUCCGGAGAGAAGACGGAGGUUUGUCCAGAGUGUGGGAAGGGCUUCUACAGGAGGGACCAUCUGAGGAAACAUGCACGCAGUCAUCUGGCCAAACGGGUCAAGGAUGAACUGCAGCAGGUCGAUGGUAGAGUGAGCCAUGAGUCAAUGAUCCAAGUGACAAAUGUGAUGGGCGCGACGCAGGACGAAGAUGACAACACCGUCGUGUUGCCGGCUGCCGAGUCACAUUCCGUCACACUUACGGAGUCACACCCCAUCGCGCUGGUGCACCACCAGCAACAUUGACCGGUUUGCCACAAGCUGUGAGGUAAUGUCUGCCAAAGUGUCGUCUGCACUACCUCUACUGAACUGACGAACUAUCCACCUUUCGCUUAUUUUGACAUCGAACCCAGGAAAUGUUGAUCAUCAGUUGUACCACUAUUAAACACUCAAAGCAGCAUACGAUUGAAUCAAUCUGCUGUGCAUCUUCAAAACUACUAAAAGUGGCUCUGGACUGUUUAAUACUAGUGUUUAUAAACUGAAUUGUUUUCGUCAUGACUGCAAAACUCUACUUCUUGUCGAUUUAGACAAUUUCCAAUGUUGGUGCUAACAAAAAUUACUAAAACCAAAGGUCUGCAAAUCCAACUGAUUUUUUCAAAGAGAUAAUUCUCAUAUUUUUCAUUUUAGGUUCUGAAAUUUUCCAAAACUAUACUGAGAUUUAUAAGUAAAAAAAAUAUAUUGUAAUGCAUGAUAACUGUAUAUAAGAUUUAACUGAAAAUGAUAAUCCAUUUAAAUCAGUAAGGGCCAUAGAGAAAAAAGUGUAUUGCAGAUUUCUUUUCCAAAAGACAAAAGAAAAACUGAUUGUGUCUUUUUUAAGGUGCGUACGUCAUGUUCAGUUGAUAAUGGUGUAGAUAACCAAAUGUAAAUAGAAAAUACAUUUUUUAACAUGUAAAAUAAGACGGGUUUUUAACAAAACUGCUUUGUUUAAGCACGUCCCUGCAUAAUCGAUUCUAGUUUUUAUUUGUGUAAAUAUUGAUAUAUUUAUAUCAUAAUUUUGUUUGAAUGGGUCUUCACCCAUUACUAAAUGCUUUAUUACGUAACAGAAGUUUAUCGUGUUGUUUUUUUAUUGUUUUAGUUGUUAACGCAAGUUUUAUUCUCAGCUGACUUCUAACGCACAAAUGUUUCUACAUUUGUUUCUUGCCUUUUAACAAUUUGUUAGACAAUUAAUAUUGUCAUUCUUAGUUCUUAAUUGAGUUGUACAAUGAAUUUAAACAUUUGUUGGUUUUUAAUUUUACCCUAAGUUUUGUUUAGAGCAAUAAAUUUUAAUGGCCUUAGAUAAAACAAAGGCUGGAAUAUGAUAAAAGAGUAAUAAGUCUUGGUGUAAUGCAUGUUUAUUUAUGUUAAUCACAUUUUAAAGUUGAAUGAUUGGCAGUUCAAUUAGCUAUGAUGUAUUUUAAUAUUAUUUUUAUGACUUUUUUCAUCUUUAUAGAUUAGGUUUUCUGUCAAUUAAGCAACUGAUAAGUCAGCUGUAAGCAAUUUACAAAAUAGCAUUUUUUGGAUCAGCUGUUUUUUGAAUUGUUGCUUGUAAAUAAUAAAGUUUAUCUGUAAAUAGUAGGUAGAGUGCUUCUAGCACCGAUUUAGCUUUCUAUUAUGACUAUUUAGGAAAGUAAUAUUAUUUUAUCUCCGGAAGUGUAGCAAGACUAUGUCUUCCAAUAUUAGGACCCUCUAAGUUAAUUACGGAGAAUUUGUUUUUAUAAAACAGCUGUUGAAUCAUUCUCUUAGCAGCUGAUUUUAGUGAAUGUAUAAAAUGUGUAAAUUUACAUUUCAUUUUAUAAGGAAAGAAAAGUAUAUUUUUACACAAUUGACUAUAACUACGAUGUACAUAUGAUAUAGUUUAUCUUGUUAUUUUCACUGCACUAGUUUUUUAUCCUGAAUAAUAUAAACAAUUACCAUUUUUACAUAAUAUAUUAUUUUUGUUACUACAUAAUCAAUUAAUUGAGUGGUCGUACCUGUUUUUGGAUUAACAUAAACACUUAUUGUUUCACUAGUUCUUUUAGAUCUUUGAAUUUAGUUGCUACACUUCUUUUUGUAUAACUGAUUAGAAACAUAUUUAUUAAUCAUUGUUAUUUUCUUGUACAUAAUAUAAUGUUAAGUUAUAAAAAUAAUAUUGUACGAUAACUCAUCUAUAGUUUUGGUCCAAAGUCUUUGGUUUUGUCUAAAACAGGUGUUUGUUGUAAGUGAAAACACAGGAUCACUACAAAGUAUGUUUUCUACAAGAUUUUCUACUUUAUAAAGUAAGUUAUUACAUUGGAUCUGUUUGAAAAAUUGAAAGAAUUAUGCCAGGUAUACACUUAAACCCAAGUCUGGUUGAGGCGAUAUUUUUAUAUGUUUUCUACAGUGAAAGAACACAGACCAUUUUAAUUACAAAACCUCUUUUCCAUAUUAGAAGUCGGACCUAAUUACACUAUCCUGAGUAAUAUUUUGUAGUGUAUUUUACUGACAUCAGAAAAACUUCUUACUUUUGACAAAACAUAAAGUUAUCUAGUUAUCCAUUAAAAAUAUAUGUUCUGGCAAAAACUAUACAAACAUAACUAUUCAUACAAAAAAGUUUCAUAUGAAUAUACUGUAGAAAUAAUAUUAAGGUGUUGUGAAGCAGGUUUUCAACACAAUUCUAACAAUAACAUAUUUAACCUUAAUUAAUUAUGAUUUUACUGAUCCAUAAGGCAUUAAAUGUCUUUAAGAUUUAGAAAUGAUAAUAUUUGUGACCUAAAUUAAAUGAGUUCUUUGAAAGAUCAACUAUUGAUUGGAUUUAGGUGUAGCCUCUAUGUUUACAAUAAUCCCCAUCAAAAUUGUUUACCAUAAUUCCAAUUAACUGGUGCUUACCCAUAGUUUUGCCACUUACUUUUGUUAAAACUCAUUUAAACUUGUAUAGUUAUUUUUCACAUUAUAACCAGUACAAUACCUAACCAAUCAAGAUUUUGGACCAAAAGAUUUUCUAAUGUAGUUGAUGUGUUCAUUAACUCCCCAAUUUUGAGGGGAAACAUUUUUAAGGAAAGAUUAUUAUUUUUGUAUCUUCCCCAUUCACCCUUUCUUCUAAUGGUUUUGGUACUUUCUCCGACGGAUAGAACCAAAAAUGUUAUUGUUUUAUCCAGGUUUUUACUCUACUAUUGUAAAAAUUACUGUAUGGUUUUUUUUAAUAGAACGAACUUAUCAAAUAAAAAUCACAUGUUGU
This is a messenger RNA of Macrosteles quadrilineatus (aster leafhopper), 4712 nucleotides long. Its product is annotated as myoneurin-like. Lineage: Eukaryota; Metazoa; Arthropoda; Insecta; Hemiptera; Cicadellidae. The coding region runs from base 65 to 1786 and encodes 573 amino acids. Gene Ontology annotation, biological process: regulation of transcription by RNA polymerase II. The record is from RefSeq and is a predicted model, not a curated record. The transcript has 14 exons. Gene Ontology annotation, molecular function: RNA polymerase II cis-regulatory region sequence-specific DNA binding; DNA-binding transcription factor activity.